Molecule: messenger RNA, 2387 nt
Organism: Theobroma cacao (cacao)
Lineage: Eukaryota; Viridiplantae; Streptophyta; Magnoliopsida; Malvales; Malvaceae
Source: RefSeq, a predicted model, not a curated record
AACACUCGAAAAGAAGCAGCAGCAGGAAGCACAAAACAAACGAAGAAAACUCGGCCCCUCGCCUCACCCCCCGGAGUUCCCCCUUCCUUCUUUUUUUUCUCCCCUGCCUUUUUCUUUUUCUCUCCCCCCAAUCACUAUCAACCAAACAACCAAUUUUGGCAUUAAAUUCCAGCUCACUCUUCCGUCGUUUUCCUCCUCAUUUUAACACUAACCAACUCGCCUUUCCUUCUUCUCUCCGUAACUCACUUUCUCUUUCGUUCUUUCUUCGUUUUUCAGUUACAAACUGUUUGUUUCUUUGGAAGCUUCGCUUUCACAGAUCUGAAUUACUUAAACCAAACAACCGAAAUUCCAUGAUUUUUUCGAUUAAACUGGAGGUUUAAAAGCUGUUUCGUUAGGGUUUUUGAAGCGAUGUUUGGAUCGGAAAUGGAGACGAGAAUGAAGAAAUAUAGGCAAGUGAGUCCGGAGAGAGCUAAAAUUUGGACUGAGAAAUCGCCGAAGUAUUAUCAGCAUAACCGGAAAGUUCCUGUUGUUUAUUAUCUCUGUAGAAAUCGCCAGCUUGAACAUCCUCAUUUCAUCGAAGUUCCUCUGUCUUCCCGCGAUGGUCUCUAUUUGAGAGAUGUGAUUGAGAGGCUUAAUAUUCUUAGAGGCAGAGGAAUGGCUUCCUUGUAUUCUUGGUCUUGCAAGAGAAGCUAUAGGAAUGGAUUCGUAUGGCAUGAUCUCUCUGAAGAUGAUUUAAUUCUUCCCGCUCAUGGAAAUGAAUACGUUCUCAAAGGUUCCGAAUUAUUCGAAGAGUCUAGCUCAGAUCGUUUUAGUCCUGUUGGGAAUAGCAUUAGACUGCAAAAUCUGAAGCAAUUACCUGAACCACCAUCUUCUUCUAGAAGCCAAGAUGAUUCUUCAUCUUCUUCCAGCUUGAAUGGGAAGAGAACAAAGCAUUCUCAGGAUGAUGAACUGUCUUCUCCAGUUAAUCAUCCGACUCCUGGCUCCUCCGGUGCGUCACCAGAGUCUAGAUAUGGAAAGAAUUCUUCCUGGGGUUGUUCUCUUAGUUUGACUGAGUAUAAGGUUUGUAAGAGUGACGGGUUAGCAGAUGCUUCAACGCAGACUGAGGAAAACACAAGCAGACCUAAGACACGGGAAACUUGCACAAGGGGUGUUUCAACUGAUGAUGGGUUGUUAGAACCUGAAUGCAAUACCAAUUUUCAAAACCAAGUCUCUAGCCCUCGUGUGAAAGAUAAUUCUGAGAUAUGCGGAAAUUCAGUUUCUCCUCCACCGUCCACUUCUAGCGCAUCAUCUUCAGGUGGGAAAACCGAAACUUUGGAAUCUCUAAUCCGAGCUGAUGUGAAUAAAAUCAAUAGUUUUAGGAUUCUUGAAGAGGAAGAGAUUCGAAUGCCAACCAAUGCAAGGCUCAAGGCAACAAGCAUGUUGAUGCAAUUGAUCUCAUGUGGGUCAAUAUCUGUGAAAGACCAUAGUUUUGGCCUUGUUCCAACAUACAGACCAAGGUUUUCACAUUCAAAAUUUUCUUCACCAUUAUUGCCUACUUCAAUCAUGUUGGGAGAGCUAGAUUGCUUAUCGGAGAAUCCAAGGUUGAUGGGCCUGAGAUUGGAAGACAAAGAAUAUUUCAGUGGUAGUUUGAUUGAGACAAAAAUGCUCAAGGAAGAAGGAGAUGGACGUACAACUCUGAAACGUUCUUCUUCAUACAAUGCUGAUAGGGCUUGUAAGCAGCUGGAUUCAGCUGAAGACAAAGAAGAGUUGAAUUUGGGACGUUCGAAAUGCAUCCCUCGUUCUAUCAAGGCUUCACUAAGCAAGCAACCACGAAGCGAGUCUAUGAGAUCCCCUGUUUCUGUAAAACCAAGAAACUCCUCUGAUGGGAUGGACAACUCACGCUUGGUAUCAAGUAGCAUAUCGAACGGCGGCAGUAGAAGAAUCACAGAGCCCAUUGCAGCUGAAAAACAAUCAAAAAGGUUGGAUUCAUUCAGAGAAGAGGAGAAGGUGAUCAAAAUUGAAGAAAGGCUUGCUUCAGGAGCUCGGGUUAUAAUCCAAUCUAAAGCGCCAUGUGAUACCAUUGUCGGUUGCUCCUAGUCAGAGCAUUUCGAGGUUUAGGCAACGGAUACCUUCGGAUCCUUUUUGGUAAAAGCUUAUUUCAACAAGUAAAACUUCUGGUCUUCAAAUUUGGUUUGAAUUUCAAAUGAUUUUAAAGAUAGAUUGGCGGGUCCAUGUGAUGAUUCUGUAAAUCUGGAAAGCUAAAAGAGGGAAAAAAAAAAAAAAGGCAGAAAAGAGAAAGGUAGAUAUCCCCUCCUGAUGGUCGGAGUACAAUUUUUUGGUUCCAGCUUUCUUUUAUGAGAUUCGUGCUUUAAUGUAACUACAGUUGCAAUACCAUCAUCCCUUUGGCA